CGUGAGGCGGCGCCGGGCCGGGCCUGGCGAGGCUGCGACCGGCCCCGCUCCGCCGGCCCCGCUCCGCUCCGCUCCGGCCGCUCCACCGGCCCCUCCGCUCCUCUCCCCGCGGCCCCGCUCCUCCCCGCUCCCCCGAGCAGCCGCCGGUGCCCGGGAUGAGCCGCCCGCGCCGGCCGCAGGGCCGGGCUCGCCGAGCGGAGCCUCGAGGGAUGGGAUCGCUCCAGCUCUGAGCCGCGCAGCCCCUGCUCCGCCAUGGGCGACUCUCCGGCCGGGAAGAGCCCCCCGGAGCCGGGCAGUUCCCCGGGGGGCGGCGCCGGGGGCUCCUCCCUGAGCGUCAUCACGGAGGGCGUGGGCGAGCUGGCCCUCAUCGACGCCGAGGUGGCCAAGAAGGCCUGCGAGGAGGUGCUGGAGAAGGUGAAGCAGCUGCACGGCUCCUGCCCCGAGGCGCUGCCCAACGGGGAGAGCUGCCAGAUCCGCUGCCUGGACGAGCCGCCGGGCUCGCGCAUCCAGGAGGAGGAGGAGGAGAGCUCGGCCGCGGCCAGGACGGCGCGGAAGCGCCAGAACCAGGCCAAGCAGUCGUGGCUGCUGCGCCUCUUCGAGUCCAAGCUCUUCGACAUCUCCAUGGCCAUCUCCUACCUGUACAACUCCAAGGAGCCCGGCGUGCAGGCCUACAUCGGGAACCGCCUGUUCUGCUUCCGCAACGAGGAGGUGGAUUUCUACCUGCCCCAGCUGCUCAACAUGUACAUCCACAUGGACGAGGACGUGGGCGACGCCAUCAAGCCCUACAUCGUGCACCGCUGCCGCCAGAGCAUCGACUUCUCGCUGCAGUGCGCGCUGCUGCUGGGCGCCUACUCCUCGGACAUGCACAUCUCCACGCAGCGCCACUCCCGCGGCACCAAGCUCCGCAGGCUCAUCCUCUCCGACGAGCUGAAGCCGGCGGGCAGGAGGAGGGAGCUGGGCACCGCCCUGCCCGGGGCCGACACGGGGCUGUCGCCCUCCAAACGGACUCACCAGAGGUCCAAGUCGGACGCCACGGUGUCCAUCAGCCUCAGCAGCAACCUGAAGCGCACGGCCAGCAACCCCAAGGUGGAGAGCGAGGAGGAGGAAUUCUCCUCGAGUACGGAAAGCCUGGAUAAAUCCCUGGCUCCCCCGGCCCGGCUGGCUCCGGAGCGGGAGUUCAUCAAGUCGCUGAUGGCCAUCGGCAAGCGCCUGGCCACGCUGCCCACCAAGGAGCAGAAGACGCAGCGCCUGAUCUCGGAGCUCUCCCUGCUCAACCACAAACUGCCCGCGCGCGCCUGGCUGCCCACGGCCGCCUUCGAGCACCACGUGGUGCGCGUGCCCCACUCGCAGGCCGUGGUGCUCAACUCCAAGGACAAGGCUCCCUAUUUAAUCUACGUGGAAGUGCUGGAAUGUGACAAUUUCGACACGGCGAAUGUCCCCGCGCGCAUCCCGGAGAACCGGAUCCGGAGCACGCGCUCGGCCGAGAACCUUCCGGAAUGCGGCAUGGGCCCCGAGCAGAGGGCCGGCAGCUUCAGCACCGUCCCCAACUACGACAACGACGACGAGGCCUGGUCCGUGGACGACAUCGUGGAGCUCCAGGUGGAGCUCCCAGAGAUGCACACCAACAGCUGUGACAACAUCUCCCAGUUUUCCGUGGAUUCCAUCACCAGCCAGGAGAGCCGGGAGCCCGUCUUCAUCGCCGCCGGGGACAUCCGGCGGCGGCUGUCGGAGCAGCUGGCCCACACGCCCACGGCGUUCCGCAGGGACCCCGAGGACCCCUCGGCCGUGGCCCUCAAGGAGCCCUGGCAGGAGAAAGUCAGGAGGAUCCGGGAAGCCUCUCCCUACGGGCACCUGCCCUCGUGGCGCCUCCUCUCCGUCAUCGUCAAGUGCGGGGACGACCUGCGGCAGGAGCUGCUGGCCUUCCAGGUGCUCAAGCAGCUCCAGGCCAUCUGGGAGCAGGAGCGGGUCCCGCUCUGGAUCCGGCCCUACAAGAUCCUGGUGAUCUCGGCCGACAGCGGGAUGAUCGAGCCCGUGCUCAGCGCCGUCUCCCUGCACCAGAUCAAGAAGCAGUCCCAGCUCUCCCUGCUGGAUUAUUUCCUGCAGGAGCACGGCAGCGCCAACAGCGAGAGCUUCCUGUCGGCCCAGAGGAACUUCGUCAGGAGCUGCGCGGGCUACUGCCUGGUCUGCUACCUGCUGCAGGUCAAGGACAGGCACAACGGGAACAUCCUGCUGGACGCCGAGGGCCACAUCAUCCACAUCGACUUCGGCUUCAUCCUGAGCAGCUCCCCCCGGAACCUCGGCUUCGAGACCUCGGCCUUCAAACUCACCUCCGAGUUCGUGGACGUGAUGGGUGGCCUGGACGGGGACAUGUUCAACUACUACAAGAUGCUGAUGCUGCAGGGGCUGAUUGCUGCCCGCAAGCACAUGGACAAGGUGGUGCAGAUCGUGGAGAUCAUGCAGCAAGGCUCGCAGCUGCCCUGCUUCCACGGCUCCUCCACCAUCCGGCACCUCAAGGAGCGUUUCCACAUGAACCUGACGGAGGAGCAGCUGCAGCUGCUGGUGGAGCAGAUGGUGGACGGCUCCAUGAGAUCCAUCACCACCAAGCUCUACGACGGCUUCCAGUACCUCACCAACGGCAUCAUGUGAAAUUCCAGAGGCCCCGCCCGGGGGAAAAGGAAAAAGAAAAAAAAUCCCCGGAAAAAAUUUCUGGGAAAAAAAAAAAAAAAAAAAUUCCCUCCCCCAGGAAGAAACGGGAGAAUUCCAAACUUCCCGAUUCUGUUCCCUUGGG
This is a messenger RNA of Serinus canaria (Common canary), 2788 nucleotides long. It is a transcript of the gene PI4KB, whose product is annotated as phosphatidylinositol 4-kinase beta. Lineage: Eukaryota; Metazoa; Chordata; Aves; Passeriformes; Fringillidae. Gene Ontology annotation, biological process: phosphatidylinositol phosphate biosynthetic process; phosphatidylinositol-mediated signaling. The record is from RefSeq and is a predicted model, not a curated record. The transcript has 13 exons. Gene Ontology annotation, molecular function: 1-phosphatidylinositol 4-kinase activity. Bases 253 to 2646 code for a protein of 797 amino acids. Gene Ontology annotation, cellular component: cytoplasm; membrane.